This is a messenger RNA of Mycena citricolor, 415 nucleotides long. The record is from the annotation of a GenBank genome assembly. Lineage: Eukaryota; Fungi; Basidiomycota; Agaricomycetes; Agaricales; Mycenaceae.
AUCCAAGUCAGUGACUCUUUACUCCUGCCACCAUCCUCUCUCCUGCCCACUCUUCCAUAUAUAUAGCCUGAUGCAAGUUCGGCAGUGUUUACGGUUUUCAAUCUUCAACCCAGCAGCGGUGGUGUAGGAUCCCAUGAAGACCGGGUAAAUGAACCAGAUAGUGCAACCCGGUGCGUUUUGCUGUUCAAUCAUCACAUGUCCACUAGUGCCGCCCAGAAGUCACUGCUUGGAUCUAUAUUUGAAUUAUUCCGAGGAUAGCAUGCUGCAACAACUGGAUCCAUGGUCCGGGUGAGCCAACAACAGGACCAUCUAAUGCAUCGGGCAAGUAACUCGGCAUCUCUUUGAGACAAUAAAAGCCUUGAUAAUCCUAUUUAUUACAAUAAUCUUUGUUCGCACUUUUCUAUUGAUAAUCCUG